AUGGCAACCCAGCUCGUCCAACUCCCAGAAGUGGAGCGCCUCAGCGCCUCAGUCGUGAGGAUUCUAGGCGGAAAUCCGGGGAAGUUCACACUCCAAGGCACAAACACAUACUUAAUUGGCCGUGGCCACAAGCGAAUCUUAAUAGAUACAGGCGAAGGCAAGCCCGCAUGGGCAGCAAACCUCCAGACCGUGCUCUCCGAAGAAAAAGCAACAGUCCAUCAGGCUCUACUGACACACUGGCACCCCGAUCAUGUCAAUGGACUGCCAGAUCUACUUAAGCUCUGUCCCCAGGCUCAGAUCUUCAAACACCAGCCCGAGUCCACUCAGACAGAUAUCCAGGAGGGCCAGGUGUUCUCUGUUGAGGGUGCUACCUUGACUGCAACCCAUACGCCUGGCCAUACUGUUGAUCAUAUGGUGUUUAUGCUUGAGGAGGAGAAUGCUAUGUUCACGGGUGAUAACGUCCUAGGCCACGGCACAGCCGUCUUCGAAGACCUCAAAAUCUACCUCAAUAGUCUGCACCGGAUGCGCGACCGUGUCUCUUCAGGCCGGGGCUAUCCCGGACACGGAGCGGUGAUUGACAAUGCCGGUGCACGGAUCACAGAGUACAUCAAGCACCGACAGCAGCGGGAAGACGAGGUCCUGCGCGUGCUGCGAUUUGGUGGGCUUGCUGUCGCGGAUGGUGAGCCCUCGCCGGAGCGCAAGCAGGUAUGGUGGACGCCUAUUGAGUUAGUGAAGUGCAUAUACCGUGAUGUUCCCGAGUCUUUGCAUUUGCCUGCUUCGCGCGGUGUUUUGCUGGUAUUGUUGAAGCUUCAAGAUGAGGGGCGGACGGUCCUUGAUUCGGACUCGGGGAAAUGGAGUCUUGUGAGUAAGAAGUCGGCUUUGUGA
Molecule: messenger RNA, 885 nt
Organism: Penicillium vulpinum
Lineage: Eukaryota; Fungi; Ascomycota; Eurotiomycetes; Eurotiales; Aspergillaceae
Exons: 4
Coding region: 1-885 (294 amino acids)
Biological process (GO): secondary metabolite biosynthetic process
Source: RefSeq, a predicted model, not a curated record